UUUUCUAUCAUGGAUGAAAUCGAAGACGCAAAAAGUAAUUUCUUUGAGUGUGAAGACAGUAUGGAUUGCCAUAUGGUUAACAAGUGUCUUGAAAUAGAAGACGUCGAAUUUAUAGCAGAUACUUCACAACGAUUCUGGGAAUUAUGUACCUUUGGAGGAAACGACUCCAAAAACGAAAAUAGCGUUAUUCGCCAAUCCGGAGGAGGGAUCAAAAGGAAAGCUGUGGAUAUUGCAGAUGCAGGACCAUCUAGUGCAGUUGAAAUUUCGGAAAAUUAUGAAGAAAAGAAAUUAUGCGAAGCUUGUAAUAUAUGGGUAAGACAACGAUAUUUUUCAAAUCAUUUGAAAAGUAAUAUUCACAAGAACAAAGUUAUAGAACACAACACCCAUGAAUUAAGUAAUGUUAGUUUAAUCAAUUCUGCGUUUGGAUGUCGAAUCCGCACUUACAGAAUAGGAUCAGAUAAUCAAGAGACUGAAUUCGAAACUCCUGAAAUAUUUUUUGAAUCCAUAAAAAAUAAAAUUCAGGCCUUAAUAAAGGAAUGUUUAGAUGAGCUUACGAUAAUUAAUAUUAAUUUUAUAGUGCAUGCGGAGUUUGUGCAGGAAACCAAAGAUCUAAAAAACGUUUUUGAUUUUCAAAGUUUUAAUUAUAACUUUUGUAUUGGAGACGAUUAUGACCCGCUCAUUAAAAAAGUAAAGGACACGUUAUGUACACACAUGAGUGAAUUUGAGAAAAAAGACAGUGGAUGGUCCUUAAAGAAGAUUUUGUUUGUAGACAUGAAUGUCAACAAAUUUAAUCCUUUGAGAGGAUCAUCUUAUUUGGAUUUACCAAAGGAUAUCAAAAGUAAAAAGGCAGUGAUAAAUGUACAAAAUAAUGAUCACCAAUGUCUUAAAUGGGCUUUGUUGUCUGGUAUCUUUCCUGUUGUAAAAAACGCUAACAGAACUACCUCAUACAUGCAGCAUCAAAAUAAGUUAAAGUUUGACGGCAUACGUUUUCCCGUAAAAUUAAGUGAUAUAAAAAAAGUUGAAAAGUUAAAUGACAUAAGCAUUAAUGUAUUUGGGCUUGAAUAUGAUAGCGUUUCGAAAAGAAACAACAUAAAAAUCUAA
This is a messenger RNA of Cydia pomonella (codling moth), 1101 nucleotides long. RefSeq lists its product as uncharacterized. Lineage: Eukaryota; Metazoa; Arthropoda; Insecta; Lepidoptera; Tortricidae. The transcript is spliced from 3 exons. The record is from RefSeq and is a predicted model, not a curated record. Bases 10 to 1101 code for a protein of 363 amino acids.